AUGGAACUUGUGCAAAAAGAGCAUGACAGACUCCUGAAGAGGCUGAAAGCUUCUCACGGUAUUAAAAAUGUGGAUGCCACUAUCGAUUUACUACAGUCAGCCCGGGACACUAUAGCUUCUGAUCCAAACCAGGCUGCUAUCACCCUGACUAAACUCCAGAACCCUGUGAAGUCGUCAUUCGACUCCAUCAAUGACAAUCUGAAGGAAACCCACAGCGGCUUAAACAAGUACACCAAGUCCCUCGAUAAGCUAUUCAAAGAUCGACCUCUCCCCACCACAGAACAUGACGCCCUCUCGCAACAAGAGAAUCUAAUCAACCGAGCGAUUGCGAUGCACCUGCUCCGUGAAGGACAAUUUUCAGUUGCUGCAACCUUCCUGGCUGAAAUCGCAGACCAGAAAGCGAUGGAUAAUCCCGACUCAACCCCUCUCUCCCCCAAGCCUGCUACUAGUCUACUUGACAUCGAUGAGGUCCCCUCCAGCGAAAUUCGGAAGCAGUUCGCUUCCAUGUACUACAUUCUCCACGAAAUGAAGGAGAAGAAGAACCUUCUCCCCGCCAUCGAAUGGUCUCGAGAGAAUCGCGAAGCUCUCGAGGCCCGCGGCAGCAAUCUAGAGUUUGAAUUGUCUCGCUUACAGUUUGUAUGGCUCUUCCACGGCGAGUCUCAUGCGCAAGACGUUCGCAACUGGCAAGCGGCCGUCAGCUAUGCCCAACGGGAAUUCCAAGCAUUCAUGCCCCGCUACCUGCCGGAGGUUCAGCAACUGAUGGGUGCCAUGGCCUUUUGCCCAAACCUGGGGGGGUCACCGUACUCGACCAUCUUCAAUAAUCCCUCUGCCUGGGAUGAUGUGGCCCAGUUCUUCACCCGCGAAUUCUGCUCUCUGCUGGGUUUGUCCGCUGACUCCCCGCUCUAUGUGGCCGCUACCGCUGGUGCCAUUGCGCUCCCCACUCUUCUGAAGCUACGGACUAUCAUGAAAGCCAAGCGCACUGAGUGGACCAGUGAGAAUGAGCUCCCAGUCGAAAUCCCAUUGCCACCCUCGUACCUCUUCCAUUCGAUCUUCGUCUGCCCAGUCUCAAAGGAGCAAGCCACCGACGAGAACCCACCCAUGAUGAUGCCAUGCGGGCAUGUCAUCGCCGAGGAGUCGCUGCACAGACUCAGUAAGAGCAAUCGUUUCAAGUGUCCCUAUUGCCCCAAUGAGAGUCACCCCAAGGAUGCCCGGAAGAUAUUCUUGUAG
Messenger RNA from Penicillium pulvis, 1227 nucleotides. RefSeq names its product ubiquitin-protein ligase RMD5. Gene Ontology annotation, cellular component: nucleus; GID complex; cytoplasm. The coding region runs from base 1 to 1227 and encodes 408 amino acids. Gene Ontology annotation, biological process: proteasome-mediated ubiquitin-dependent protein catabolic process. The transcript is spliced from 4 exons. NCBI's taxonomy places the organism in Eukaryota, Fungi, Ascomycota, Eurotiomycetes, Eurotiales, Aspergillaceae. Gene Ontology annotation, molecular function: ubiquitin protein ligase activity; protein binding. The record is from RefSeq and is a predicted model, not a curated record.